GAGGAAGAACCCAAAAUAGAGCAACAAGGUAUCCCAUCAGAGGAAGAGCACAAGAUAGAGCAACACAAUGUCACAUCAGAGAAGGAACACAAGACAGAGCAACACAACGUCCCAUCAGAGGAGGAACACAAAUUUCAGGCUCAAGAGGUACCACCAGAAGAGGAACAUGAGACACAGCCUCAAGAUGUCCUAUCAGAGGAGGAACACCAUGUUCAUACGCAAGAUGACUCAUCAAAGGAGGAGGAACACAGGAUAGAACAACAAGAUGUCACAUCAGAGGAGGCGGAACAUAAGAUACAGCUACAAGAUGUCUCAUCAUCCACCCAGCUAUCUGAGGAAGUAGUACACAAGGAGGACGGGGAGCCAGUCCGGGACCAGGCUGCCACUGUGAUCCAAGCUGCCAUCCGUGGUCACCUAGUCAGACAGGAAGUGAAGAAACUCCGAGACGAAGAGACAGGAGACAAGUGA
Molecule: messenger RNA, 468 nt
Organism: Staurois parvus
Lineage: Eukaryota; Metazoa; Chordata; Amphibia; Anura; Ranidae
Source: the annotation of a GenBank genome assembly